Messenger RNA from Rotaria sordida, 1749 nucleotides. NCBI's taxonomy places the organism in Eukaryota, Metazoa, Rotifera, Eurotatoria, Philodinida, Philodinidae. The record is from the annotation of a GenBank genome assembly.
AUGCAAUCACUCAAUAUCAAUCAAUUAAUUAUUAAUGGAUCAAUGCCACUGGCCGAUGUAUCACAACAUGUUGUACAUCACAUACUUGAUAUGAAUAUCUUAGAAGACUCUUUGAUAAAUAAUAUUUCUAAGUUAUCUACACAUAAAUUUACAUCGCCUCUUUUCAAAUCCGAUAUAUCAGUUCCAUUUGAUAAGUUUUCUCAACAAUCUUUAUCCUCAGACCAUAUAGCGCAAACAAUACUUGCUCAUUCUUCCUUUUCAAAUACAAAUAUGACUAUGCUAUUACGAUCAGCACUUAUAUCUGGUACUUCAUCCUUUCGUCAUACAUUACGUGACUUCAAAAUUACACAUAAAAGUAUAUUUGCUGAAGAAAUAAAUCAAUCUGAUAAACAUCAAAAUACACUUUUAUGGUAUUUAACUAUAGCCGGUCUCUAUAACUCUAUUGAAGAAUUAUAUCAAUUAGCACGAAUUGAAUUAAAUAUUAAUGUGAAAAAUGGAUUAUUUAGUCAAACUAUUCUUCAUUAUACUGUAAUUCAUGGAAAUAUAGCAGAAAUUCGUCUAGUACUUGAUAUUGGUGUAGAUACAAAUUUGUGCGAUCGAUUUGGUCGAACUGCUCUGCAUUAUAUAGCAUUAUAUGGUACAAAACAUAAGAAUGAUAUUGAAAUAACAAAACUUCUAUUGGAUCAUGGAACUUUACCUAAUUUAGAAGAUGAUAUUCAUCAAACAAGUUUGCAUUUUGCAAUUAGAAGAGAAAAUUAUGAUCUUGUUGAAUAUUUGAUUACUUUACCAAAUAUGAAUGUCUGUAUAAAAGAUAAUCAAGGAUAUACUCCACUUUGCUAUUUAUGUGAACAUAUUCUCAAUUUAUCUGAUAUUUCAAUUGAAAAUAAUCAAUGUAAAGAUAAUCUUGAACAUAUUUUUAAAAUAAUUAAUCUUAUCAUUGAUCGUUGUCCAUCGGAUGAACUUUCAUAUAAUUUUCAUAUUACAAAAAAUGAUAAAAUUGGUGAAAAUCUCUUAUUACAUGUAUAUAACAAACUAACGAAUCUUACAAUACCAUUAAAUAUAAAUACUUUAUUUCAUCGUCUACAAUCAAUUAUCAUUGGUACUGAUCAAGAUCAUCGUUUACUUGUUGAACGACUUCUUGAACUACAUUCAUGGAAAUCUGCAGUAUUUGCUUUAUGUAAUACAGAUAAUGUUAAUAUAUCAAAUGCACUUAUACAAUGUAUAGUUCAUGAUCCACAUAUAUUAUUAAUUAAUAAUAUUUUAUCGUCAUCGAAUGUCUCGAUUGUUUUUGUAUUAAUAUUUUAUGCAUUAGCAACAAAUAUGACAUUAUUACGAAAUAUUGUACCAAUGUGUAAAUCUAUGAUCAAUGAUGAACAAAAAACAAAAAGAUCAAUCGAUGAUAAUGAUGAAUCAUGUCAUUUGUAUAUAAAUAAUUAUAAUUUACAUACAACUUAUGUUACAUUUAUUCAUACUUGUUUACAUUAUGCAAGUUUUAAUGUAUUUUCACUUAAACAUCUAUGUCGUUAUUAUAUUCGUCAUUAUUUGAAAUCACAUAUUAUUGAUAAAAUUGAAAAAUGUUCUUAUUUAAAGUUAAAACAUCGUGAUUAUCUUAAAUUAAAUGAACUUUUAUUAAUCUAUUCGAAGAUUCAUGAUUUAUCAUUUAUAAUAUAUCUCAUUAAACGCUUAUAUAAAAUUAAUCAAAUUGAUGAAUAUAAUUUCUUUGAAAAUGAAAUAAAUGAUAAUCAUGAA